Lytechinus variegatus (green sea urchin) is the source of this 959-nucleotide messenger RNA. RefSeq names its product gonadotropin-releasing hormone II receptor-like. The record is from RefSeq and is a predicted model, not a curated record. Gene Ontology annotation, molecular function: G protein-coupled receptor activity; peptide binding. Lineage: Eukaryota; Metazoa; Echinodermata; Echinoidea; Temnopleuroida; Toxopneustidae. The coding region runs from base 1 to 801 and encodes 266 amino acids. Gene Ontology annotation, cellular component: membrane. Gene Ontology annotation, biological process: G protein-coupled receptor signaling pathway. The transcript is spliced from 2 exons.
AUGAUAUCAACUAAAUAUGUUUCAAUCAGUCCAUCUAUCUCUUAUCUCUGUCCAUCUCUGUCUAUCUCUGCAUCUUUAUCGCAGCUCUUUGUCCACGAGGUUGGGUCUCCACCGCAGGAUCCGAGCUUCACCCAGUGCGUGGACUACACCUUCGCCAACAGUCACCGGAAACUAUGGUGGUCAUACCACGUCUUUGUCACUCUCGCCAUGUACGUCAUACCGCUCAUCGCUAUUUUCAGUUGCUACGCUGCCAUCGUCUACAAGAUAUGCAAACAGUCAAGAGAAGUUACGCAAGCUUUAAAGAAUGGGAACCACCCAAGUCUUCGUCGCACUGGCUUGGAUCGGCUUCCUCGUGCUCGCAUGAAGGCCCUUCGGCUGACAGCAACCAUAGUGACGGCUUUCAUCAUCUGCUGGAGCCCGUACUACAUUGUGAGUACGUGGUAUCACUUUGACAGUGGCUGGCAAUCCACGGAGAAAAAGAUGCUCAAGCCAGAGUGGCUCAUCGAUGUCCUCAUGGCCCUUGGUUAUUCCAACAUUUGCGCCGAUCCGAUCAUCUACGGUCUCUUCAGUACGAAACUGUGGCGGCAGUUCCGGCGCUGCUGGAAGAAGAAGUCACUCAGGGAAUACCGCUCGCCGAAGAUGGCGACGAAGAGAACACUUUCAUCGUCCCAUUCGACGGUCACCAGGGCGACGUCGCUCCGGUUCGGAGUUGUGACCUCUGUCCACGCUUGUCCACAUGAACAUCCGGGUAUCGAAAUGAGUCACAUGGCACAAACACGAGUUGACAGCGUGUCGGACUGAGGGGAGGUCAGACAUAUUCUUCUGCAGAAAUGCCUGAGGAAUUUUUUGGGGAUCGAUAGAUCAAAUCCGUCUAUGAAUAACACGGAUGCCGAGGCCUGCCAUUGCAGAGCGUGAACGAUCCGGUCACAAAUCUGUCAGCACAUGGCGGAUACACUUUA